Messenger RNA from Penicillium pulvis, 2577 nucleotides. Its product is annotated as chloride channel protein. The record is from RefSeq and is a predicted model, not a curated record. NCBI's taxonomy places the organism in Eukaryota, Fungi, Ascomycota, Eurotiomycetes, Eurotiales, Aspergillaceae. Gene Ontology annotation, molecular function: voltage-gated chloride channel activity. Gene Ontology annotation, biological process: intracellular copper ion homeostasis; intracellular iron ion homeostasis; chloride transport. Bases 1 to 2577 code for a protein of 858 amino acids. The transcript has 5 exons. Gene Ontology annotation, cellular component: endoplasmic reticulum; early endosome; fungal-type vacuole.
AUGACCUCGACACGCCCCAACUCGACCUACCCCCGGUCGCCCUCGAUUCUAGAGGAGCGCCGGGAUAUGCGCCGGCUGUCUGGCCGCUCUGUUUCCGUUUCAUCCACUGCCGAUUCGAAUCCAGCCCCCGACGCACAUGCGCCCGCGAUCACUGAAGAAAUCACGGAGAUCAAAAGAUAUGAAGACUUUACUACAAUAGACUGGGUCCAGGAUGCUGUGUAUGAACAAAGUCGUCGACGAGCUAAGCGACGGAGCGGCACAGGAUUCUGGGACCAGGAAGGUGUCUUUGGCUGGAGACGCAAGCUGGUCGAAUCCUAUGAUGCGGGUCAAGCCUGGCUUGUGGUGACCCUCGUUGGUAUGGCAAUUGGUGUCAAUUCAGCUAUUCUGAAUAUUAUCACCGAAUGGUUGUCAGACAUCAAGCUGGGUCACUGCACUACGGCAUUUUACCUAAAUGAGCAAUUCUGCUGCUGGGGUGCCGAAGGAGGCUGCCAGGAAUGGGAAUCUUGGACUGGAUUCUGGCUGUUUAAUUAUGUGGUUUAUUUCUUCUUUGCGGUGCUGCUUGCUGCUGUCGCAGCCAUUCUGGUCAAGACCUUUGCGCCGUAUGCCGCUGGCUCUGGCAUUUCGGAGAUCAAGUGUAUCAUUGCUGGAUUCGUUAUGAAAGGCUUCCUAGGCGCCUGGACGCUCAUCAUCAAGUCAAUUGCUCUACCGCUAGCUAUUGCAUCUGGUCUCUCUGUUGGAAAGGAGGGUCCCAGUGUUCAUUUUGCCGUCUGUACCGGAAACGUGAUUUCACGGUUCUUUGGCAAAUAUAAGACCAGUGCCUCUAAGACCAGAGAGAUUUUGACUGCAUCGGCUGCAGCUGGUGUGGCUGUGGCUUUUGGCAGUCCUAUAGGAGGUGUGCUGUUUUCACUGGAGGAAAUUGCCAAUUACUUCCCUCUCAAGACUCUCUGGCGCAGCUACUUCUGUGCCCUGGUGGCAACAAGUGUGCUAGCUGCUUUGAACCCUUUCAGAACUGGACAGCUGGUCAUGUUUCAGGUCGAAUAUGAUCGCACCUGGCACUUUUUCGAACUACUUUUCUUCAUUUUCAUCGGUGUCUUCGGUGGUUUAUAUGGUGCCUUCGUGAUCAAAUGGAAUCUCCGAAUGGCAUCAUUCCGCAAGAAAUACCUUGGCAAAUACCCCAUUGCCGAAUCAGUAGUUCUUGCUGGACUUACAGCCAUCCUUUGCUACCCAAACAUUUUCUUGAAAAUCAACAUGACAGAGAUGAUGGAGAUCCUUUUCCGCGAAUGUGGAGGAGGUCACGAUUACCACGGACUUUGCCAAGAGAAAAACCGAUGGUCGAUGGUUAUCUCAUUGGCUUUUGCUACAAUUCUACGCACGGGAUUGGUCAUCAUUUCCUACGGCUGCAAAGUCCCUGCCGGUAUUUUCGUCCCAUCUAUGGCUAUUGGCGCAUCAUUCGGGCGAAUGAUAGGAAUCAUGGUGCAGGCGUUGCAUGAAUCAUUCCCUAAGUCAGCGUUUUUCGCGUCAUGCGACCCGGACGUGCCGUGCAUCACACCAGGUACCUAUGCUUUCCUGGGUGCCGCAGCAGCGCUGAGUGGAAUCAUGCACAUUACCAUCUCUGUUACCGUCAUCAUGUUCGAGUUGACAGGAGCUCUUACCUACAUUCUGCCCACCAUGAUUGUGGUGGGUAUCACCAAGGCCGUGGGCGAUCGAUUCGGAAACGGCGGUAUCGCCGAUCGCAUGAUCUGGUUUAAUGGAUUCCCCUUCCUAGAUAACAAGGAAGAACAUGUCUUUAACGUCCCAGUCUCCCACGCCAUGACAACCGACCCACUUUUCAUCCCAGCGUCGGAUUUCCCUGUCCGGGAAGCCGAGCACCUACUCAGCGACAACAAGUUCCAGGGCUUCCCGAUUGUAGAAGACCGGAGCAGCAAGACUCUCGUCGGCUAUAUCGGACGUACAGAGCUCCGAUACGCUAUCGACCGUGCCCGAAGCCAGGGCCUCCUCUCCCCACGCGCUCGAUGUGUAUUCACAAAAGACGCAGCAGAGGCAUCUGUUGCCCGUCGCGCAUCUGGACGUCACCUCGCCCCCGAUACGUUUGACGCUAUUCAGACUACUGUUGGCGCCGGUGUCGUUGACUUCUCGCACUUCGUCGACCACACUCCUCUCACUGUGCAUCCGCGUCUGCCACUAGAGACAGUCAUGGAAAUCUUCAAGAAGAUGGGCCCGCGUGUGAUUAUCGUCGAGCACCGCGGCCGCCUGGCUGGCCUAGUGACCGUCAAGGACUGCUUGAAGUAUCAAUUCAAGGUUGAAGCCGAAGAACACGCUCUUGCAGCGACGAACUCUUCCGAUUUCUCCAGUCUUGGUGGCCAUUUGAAUAAUCCCGCAGCAGAGACACUGGAUGACCGCUUGUGGCGUCUGAUCCAGACUGUCAUUGGAUUCGUAUCAGGCUCUGGUCCACGCCGGCCCGUAAGGCUGCGUGAACGAGACCGAGCUGGGGCGGCGGAGUCGACUGAGAUCCUGGAUGGGACCGAGGAUGAUGAUUUGGUUGAGCUGGAGGACAGAGAUGAACGGCCUCGUCAUUGA